AGAUGGGCGGCUGUGCUCUGCUCAAAGUGGUGCUAGUUGGGGCACUUCUGUGGAUUUCUGCAAUCCAUGCAGACUCAGAAGACGAUGGGAAGCUGCUGUGCACAUGCGAGAAUGUCAAAGGCACAUGCGUGAAUGGAACUUGCAGAGGAGACAUCUGCUUCUACACGUGGGUGCAAGGCUUUGAAGAGAGGGGCUGCUUCUCCGCAGCUAACUACAGGGAGCAGUGCUUCACCUCCUUUGAUCGCUUCUUUGUCCAUUGCUGCAAAGAAAACCAUUGCAACGCCUUCACCACACCACCUCCAAAUAUCAAUGGAGAGCCGACAACAACGCCUCCAGAAGUCAAUCGUCCGGAGCUGUGGAUUGCGGUGUCUUUGCUGCUGUUAUUCAUGACUGCCAUUGUGUGUGGCGUGGUGCUGUUCCUGCGCUUCCGGCAUGCACACUGCAAACCGAAAAAUACUGAUGAGCGUAAUGUCACCUUGCUCAAGGUCCCUAAUGGAGAUGACCCCACAUAUGGCGAUAUCUUCGAUGAGUUUUGUACAUCAGGGAGUGGGACAGGCCUGCCGUAUCUGGUUCAAAGGACUAUGGCCAGACAGAUCUCACUUGUCGAGUGUGUCGGUAAAGGCAGGUAUGGGGAGGUGUGGAGGGGAACUUGGAUGGGGGAGAGUGUGGCUGUCAAGAUCUUCUCCUCUAGGGAUGAGCAGUCCUGGUUCAGAGAGACAGAAAUCUACAAUACUGUACAGCUGCGACAUGACAACAUACUGGGUUUCAUAGCCUCUGACAUGACAUCAAAGAAUUCCAGCACCCAGCUGUGGCUCGUCACGCACUUUCAUGAGCUGGGCUCGCUCUACGACUUCCUGCAGAACACCAUCUUGGAGCCCGAGAGCUGCCUGAGGAUGUGCUUGUCUGUGGCCUGUGGCCUGGUCCACCUCCACACUGAGAUUGUCAGCUCCCAGGAAAAGCCAGCCAUCGCCCACAGAGACCUGAAAAGCCGAAACAUCCUUGUGAAGCGUAACGGACAGUGCUGCAUCGCUGACCUAGGUUUGGCUGUGAUACACUCUCAGUCCCAUGACUACCUCGAUGUGGGCAACAACCCUCGUGUGGGGACCAAGCGCUACAUGGCCCCUGAGGUGCUGGAUGAGACUAUUCGCAUGGACGUCUUUGAAUCCUACAAGCAAACUGACGUCUGGGCCCUGGGCCUGGUCUUCUGGGAAAUUACCCGCAGGACCGUUGUCAACGGGAUCGUGGAAGAGUACCGUCCUCCCUUCUUUGACCUGGUGCCCUCAGAUCCCAGCUUUGAGGAGAUGAAGAAGGUGGUGUGUGUGGACCAGCAGAGGCCCAGCCUGCACAACAGGCUCCAUUCCCAUCCUAUCCUGUCGGCCAUUGUGAAAAUCAUGAAGGAGUGUUGGUACCAGAACCCACCAGCCCGCCUCACAGCUCUGCGGGUGAGGAAAACACUCUCCAAACUGGACCAUGACAGUGACUUCAGCAUCGAGAAACUCAAGCAGGACGUCUAAACCCGGAGCACCAGGAUGAAACAGGGACACAAGAUUGAAAACGCCUGAAGGGAUUUUGUACCACAUUCCAACAGGACGAGGUGCAUCUCAUUAGCAUAUUUUGAGCUAAUGACUCACACAUUAUAUUAAAACCAUAUGACUUUGAGCGGUAGUGUCUAGACUGGGUCGCACCCAAGGCUAUGUUUCUUUAUGUGUGUGUAGCCUAAUUUUCAUCUGCCAUAUUUCUAGUGCCUCAAACCAAGAGGCCCCAAAAAGAAAACUAUUAAGAUCAAGGUAGAUCAAGGUAUUUUUCUUUUUGUAAUGUUCAGCAAAUAAAAGUUUAAAUAAGACAUUUCUACAGCUGGAUGAUUAACCGAAUAAUUCACAGGCUGUUAUACACACACAGGGUUUUAGUCAUUAUUGUCUAAAUCCCUCAUCUCCAUGACGAAAAGGAAAAUCUAGCAUAGCACAAGUACUCAUCGUCUUAGCGAGUGGAGGAAUAUGUCAUCCUGGACUGAUAAACAGCAAAAUUGCACUUGUGGUUUUUCCCAUAAUGACUAAAGCUACUGAAAGUCAUGGAGAACACGAAGGCCUUAGUGUUCAUUUACUUUGAAUGCUGAAAGUAUUUAAGUAAUUACAUGCUCAUACCAAAGCGCAUUACCUGUUGUGUAAGCAUAUUUAACUUAUAUAGAAUGAACAUUUAUUAUCUGCACACAGACACGUUGAGGUAUUUAGUUGUACAUAUUCUAACAACAUGGACGCUGUUGUCUUGUAUCACCAUUGGGUUUAUUGUAAAUAUAUUUCAAAGGGUGUAUUAUUUUCUAUUAUUCAACCAUGAGACACAUUUUAUAUACUUUUUUUUUUACAACACAACUUUUUUCAAAUUAUUUUUUUACAUUUUACAAAUGUACCCUCACCCUUACUAUGGUCAGUAAAGGAAUUCACAAAUGCAAUAUUGUAUAUGUUGAAUAAAGGAUUGUAUUUUUGAA
This is a messenger RNA of Micropterus salmoides (largemouth bass), 2482 nucleotides long. It is a transcript of the gene acvrl1, whose product is annotated as activin A receptor like type 1. Gene Ontology annotation, molecular function: ATP binding; SMAD binding; transforming growth factor beta receptor activity, type I. The record is from RefSeq and is a predicted model, not a curated record. NCBI's taxonomy places the organism in Eukaryota, Metazoa, Chordata, Actinopteri, Centrarchiformes, Centrarchidae. Gene Ontology annotation, cellular component: plasma membrane; BMP receptor complex. Gene Ontology annotation, biological process: BMP signaling pathway; angiogenesis; protein phosphorylation.